CUGUUGCACACAGCUGAUUUCUGAGUUCUGCCUCCUUUGCUUUGUGGCAUGGGCCACAGUUCCAGGCUGUAGGGUCACUUCCCUGUCAUUAAGUCCCUGCUGUGCAGAAGCUCCAUAAGUGAGGACCAUGUCCCUGUUUUCAGCAUUUCUUCUCCUUCUCCUGAGCAUUUCAAAGACUCAUUCAGAAAGUGUCCCCAGCGAGAAUGCUCAGACGUGCCCUGUGAUUGCCUGUGGUUCUCCAGGACUGAACGGCUUCCCAGGCAAAGACGGACAUGAUGGUGCCAAGGGAGAAAAGGGAGAACCAGGUCAAGGACUCAGGGGCUUGCAAGGCCCUCCUGGGAAACUGGGGCCACCAGGACCCCCAGGGGUUCCUGGAACACGAGGACUAACGGGACAAAAAGGGGAUCCUGGAGUAUGUCCAGUGUGUGAUACUAGCAUGGCUGAUAGAGAAAAGAAUGCUCUGCGAAAUGAAUUGGAAAAGAUCAAAAAGUGGUUAUUCUUCUCUCUUGGCAAAAAAGUUGGAAAGAAAUUUUUCUUGAGCAGUGGUCAACAAAUGAGUUUUGACAAAGUGAAGGCCCUUUGUGCCCAAUUUCAGGGCUCGGUGGCCUCUCCCAAGAAUGCUGAGGAGAACAGGGCCAUCAAAAAUGUUGUUGGAGAACAUGCCUUCUUGGGCAUCACAGAUGAAGAGAAUGAAGGCCAGUUUGUGGAUAUGGAAGGAAAAAGACUGACCUACACAAACUGGAACACUGGGGAGCCUAACAACUCUGACUCUGGCGAGGACUGUGUGGUACUCCUGUCAGAUGGCAAGUGGAAUGAUAUCCCCUGCUCCUCGGUGUCUAAGGUAGUCUGCGAGUUUUCUGUCUGAGGAAACACGCCUGUCAGCUCCUUUUGUCCCGGAGGCCCAUGCUCUGCUUUAAAAGAUAAAAGAUAGCAAUGUUCCCAGAGCCACUACUGUGUUGCUCCUUUGAGGAGAAAGUGAGGGGACUGAAUGCUGGACGUGGAGAUGAGAAGUGAGAGAAGCCCGUGCAGGAGUCCAGGGAGGGUUCAGGCUGAAUCGCUGCUGAUGACUGUUAACAGCAAGGAAUGAAAAUGAAGCCGCAAUAGUAUGUGUUUCAAUGUUUACCAUAAACCAGACCCUACAUUUUAUAUCUUGCAAUGAUUACUUAAAGUUAAUUAAACUAUAAUUGUUUUAUUUCAGUCAUGUUUACUUGCUAAGAUUCAAAAUAAAAUGUGCAUGUUUUUCCUCUUACUAUAAACA
Cavia porcellus (domestic guinea pig) is the source of this 1258-nucleotide messenger RNA. RefSeq names its product mannose binding lectin 2 (gene Mbl2). Bases 128 to 865 code for a protein of 245 amino acids. The record is from RefSeq and is a predicted model, not a curated record. The transcript has 5 exons. Lineage: Eukaryota; Metazoa; Chordata; Mammalia; Rodentia; Caviidae.